AUGUUUUCAAAUUAAAGCAAAAACACAAUUGUAAAUUUGAUUAAAGAUGUUGUGAAAGGAGAAAAAGAAGUAGAAAUCUUAAAGCAAAGUUUAAUUCUUCAAAUAAGUGACAAUAAUGUAAGUUAUUAAACAUGCUUUUUACAUGUUAAUAUAAUUUAAUUAAUAUUAGUUAGCUUAUGAGAAAGAUAGAAUUACUAGAAAUGACCUAGAGGUAUUUUUAUAAAAUUAAUAAAUACGAUUUGAUGUGAGAGAAAUAUCACUUUUAAAAUAUACUACUUAUUAAGAGUAAAAAUAAUAAUUAAUAAUCUUAUAGUUUUUUAGAUUUGAUGCUUCCAAAUAAUUAGAUAUUUUUGAAGCAAUAUUAAUAAAAGCAAAUGAAUUAUAAUAAUCCAAAUUCAGAUAUACUUAAUUUGAUAGGAAAAGUAUUGGGGAAAAACAUAGAGAUAAUUCGAAAAAUCUAAGCAUAUUUAGAUUCAUUGAUAUUAAGAUUUGAUAAGAGUUCAUUAUUAAAUUUUUUAUGUCCAUAAUCAGAGAAAAAUACACCAGUUUUUUUAUAGUUGUUAAAAAACUUAAAUUUAGAUAUAAGUUUUGAAGAUGUUAUUUGUGCAAUGAGAAGAUUAGAUAAAGAUUAAGAUUCAGAUGUAAAUAGAUUUGAUUGGGAAGAGAUAUUAAAAUGUCCAAAACCACCUAAAAGUAAUUAAGGUUCAAUUGGAAAUCUAUAAAAAUAAAUUAUCAAAUAAUAAAGUUCAAAAUCAAUUCAUAGAAGUGAAUCAAGAUAAAAAACAGAUUAAGAAAAUAUUAAUUCAAAUAGAAAUGUUCAUUUUUCAUUGAUGAAAUCUUCUACUAAAUCUUUAAAAAAGCAAACUAGUUUAAUUGAAGAAUAAAUAUUAGAGUUUUAAUUGCAUUUAAUAACAAUAGGAAAAUUAAAUGAAGAAGUAGAUUAAAUAAAAUUAGAAGUAUUUAAUAAUUUAUAUUAAGUUAUUAGUUAUCAAGCAGAGCAGAUUAUUCAAUAUCUUAAGCUUUUUCAUUUUUUGAUCUUGAUGUAGAUGGUUCAAUAGGAUUGUAAGACUUAAAACUUGGAUUUUUAUAAUUAGGAAUUGAUGUUAAUGAUUUCAUAAUUAGAUCAUUACUACAUAAUUAUUCAACUCAUCAUUCUUAAACUUAAUGGGAGUAAGAAAAUAGUGUUAAUAAUUAGUUUUACUGAUUUUUAAUCAUUAUUUCCAGAAAGUAAAUAAACUUUAAAUAGUUACAAUGGAUAAUUUACUUAUGAAACAAAAAAAAUAAUGAAAAUGCUGAUUUAUAAAUAUUUGGAAAUAAUUAAAUAUAGAAAAGAAUCAACAUAAUAAUUGGCAUUAGAUAUAAAGAAUAUUGAUAUAAUAUUUAAUUUCAUUGAUUUGGAUUAAGAUGGCAUAAUAACUUAAGAUGAUUUUAAAGUGUUAGAUUUAAAAAGUAAACAUGUUUUACUAUUCUUUUAAUCAUUUAAAGAUUAUCCUUACUAAAUAACUUAUAAAUAAUUUUAGAAGUAUUUUAUUUGA
This is a messenger RNA of Paramecium sonneborni, 1535 nucleotides long. The record is from the annotation of a GenBank genome assembly. NCBI's taxonomy places the organism in Eukaryota, Ciliophora, Oligohymenophorea, Peniculida, Parameciidae.